Messenger RNA from Aaosphaeria arxii CBS 175.79, 1760 nucleotides. RefSeq lists its product as uncharacterized. NCBI's taxonomy places the organism in Eukaryota, Fungi, Ascomycota, Dothideomycetes, Pleosporales. The record is from RefSeq and is a predicted model, not a curated record. The transcript has 2 exons. The coding region runs from base 443 to 1537 and encodes 364 amino acids.
CUCUGAUGCUCCAACUAGCUGAUAUCCGUCUGGUUUCUUAGGAUAUUGAUUCGUGACAGUACGAUACGCCCAACCCUCCUACCGGCCAGCGGCGCCAUUACAAUACUGCACCACGAUCUUUUAACACGCCUAUUAAACCGAGUCUUGAUAUCUGCCACGAUCGCCGCCGUUGUGAUUGAGCCGUCUUAAGCAGUCUAAGGUUAUCUGUUUUCUGUCUGCUCUUCACCGCAAGCCCUGUCUAGGCAGGCCUGGACGCCCCAUUGAGAUAGACGCUAUUUUGGCUUCGAGUUACUAGUAAAUCAGCUCAGUUGGAGUGACCAAAUCAACUUCUGUGUUGAUAACUGGACUUUCCCGUGCUGAGAUUAACCCCGUGCCUGCAAAGGACUACAGAAUCACUCGACCAAGGAAAGGUAGCUCAUCAGCCCCCGAAAGUUCAAGGAUUAUGAGCUACAGUCCUUCACCCAACCGCCAGGAAGUAGCUGCCUCUGACCCCGAACUGCCUAGUCUAUUGGCCGAAAACCAACCAGCAGACCCAGAGGCAGCCUUUCCUCCAACCCAACUGGAGCUAUGGAUAGACGAUUUGCUGCCUACUGAGGACUACAGGCAUGAGCACGCCUCUCUCUCUCAAGGCCCUGUUACUGGCGAAUGGCUUAGCAGGGAUCAUUUAAUUAAGUUAGAGCGUUUAAGGCAUGACCUUAAAAGCAGACCUGGUUCCUUCAGUAUUCAGUCAAUCGUUGAUGGUGAAAUCAUUAACAAUGCAGUUAGUUGCACCUCCGUCAGCUUCUCUAAGCUAAACCCAGCCGAUGUACUCAAUAACCUUCGAUGGGCCAACCAAAGGAACCAGGUUUACCAGCAACAACUCAAUGAUCUAGCCUCUCUGAACAACCGCACCUACCUUCAAGCUAUGCAGUUGCAGGAGACUGUAGAGGCCCAAGAGUUGGAGAAAAUCGAGCAAGCCACCCAAAUGGAAACCUUAAAAGCAGAAAACAGGGCCUUGCAAGCCCAAAUCCUUGCUAAUAAGCCAGCUCCUUCAGUAGAGAAGCCACAGACUUAUCAGUUCCCUCGCCGGCUUGGCUUUUCUCCCUCUGCUACAUCCGCGGUGGCCGCCAGUUCGGCACCUCGGACACCCCAGGAACAGCCAGUUCGGCAGCCGACAGUGACCCCGAUUGUAUGCACCUUACCUCACCCGGCGCCCAGCUCUUUAGAGCCCCGGCGAUCUGCUAAAGCCCCCGAUCCACCGCUGCUCACUGACGGAAAAACCCCCCGAUUUGAGAUAUGGGAGCAGGCAAUCAUGAACAAAUUGCAGCUCAAUAAGGAUCAUUAUCAAGGACAAACUGAGUGGGAAACCAAUCGGCUAAGGGGACAAUAUAUCUAUACCCGCAUCGAUGCUAAAGGAAGGGCUAUGGAGCUGCUAUACCCUGAAAUUGCCCGGUUAGGUAGCGUUAAGCACAUGGGGGCAGAUUACAUGAUUACCUUCCUUCGAUUAGCAUUAAUCAAUCCUCUAGAGGCCUCGUUGGCUGAAGGACGCCACCACUGACUAGCCUUUACAAACAACACGGAGGCCCUAGUAGCAGAUAUAAGGAAGGAAGAAACCACUGCCAAUAUACCCAAAAAGGGAGGGUAGUGCCUGAUACCUUAAAGCCCAGGUUAUAAAGGCAGCCUAUUUAACCCAAGCAACUGCCCAUCUAGGAGGAACUAAUGUUAGCUUAUUGUCUUUGAUUCAACCAUGAUACUCUAAGUAGAACUAGCUGAUUAUUGAU